AUGAAAAGGGUGUUCACUCCCCGUGCAGAUGGCAGUUACAUUGUUCCCAAGGAGUUUGUUGAGAAAUGGAAAGAUCUAAAAACCAGAACGGAGGUUGAGUUGUUGUUCGAGAAAUGUGACUACUGCACAGACAGCUUCGUGAGGAAGUGCCGUCGGAUCACAGAAGAGUUGGACGAGUCUAUUAUGGAUGUCGAACACCAAUUCUUAACUGUUGAGGAUAUGGAGGGUUUGAGUUAUUCACAGUCCAAAAUCGAUGGGAUCAAGGAGUACUGCAAACAAGAUCCUUCCUUGACCAGGAACUCCAAGUAUGGCGGAGGGCUGAUGUACUGGGUGGAAGUGGCCGUCAAAGGGAAUGAGAGGUCCAUUCGCCGGAAUCUCCUCAAGAAGGAAAUCGAGUUCGAGGAAGAGGCCGAGAGCAAGGAUGAUCUCCCUCGCCUCAAUACGGCUUUGCCGUUGCCAGUUGCUUUGAAGGGUACUUGGGCUUAUGGUGCUGAGCUGUCCGAUGUGGAAUCCCUACCCCAGACCAACCCAGUCAAUCAGGAUGUGCUGAAAGCUUUGCGCCAAACAGGCUUCCCAGAUGUGGAGGCGAAAGCUUCUGCAAUGUCUUUGGCAACGAAGGUUGGGGGUAAUAUCCAGAAGCGCUUGAACAAACUCGAUGAGGCAUGGAACAAGAUUCAGGCCAUCCCUGCGUCCGAACGAACUAGUCUUAUGACAAAGAUGAUGGAGAAGAUUGGGCUUAUUAAAGACGAUCUGUUCAAGAAAUCGGAGGCGCUGAACGAACUCUACAGUUCUUGUCUCCUUGAGGGGGCAACUGAACAGAAUGAAAGUGAGAUGAAGCAGGUCAUCCUGGCAGCUCGCAAGUUGGCUGUGGACAGCAUCUUGCUGGAGCCACGGGUGAAGCCAAGUGCUUACAAACAACUUUUGUUCACUGUUUAG
Molecule: messenger RNA, 936 nt
Organism: Cladocopium goreaui
Lineage: Eukaryota; Dinophyceae; Suessiales; Symbiodiniaceae
Source: the annotation of a GenBank genome assembly